GUUUGUGUGGAUGUGAUUGUUUCGCUGCCUAUGUAGUGUUUGAUGUAGUGUAGAAGCAAAUUGGGCGUUGUUGGCUUUAGUGGUAUACUUCAAUGAAAAAUACAAAUCGUAAAAAUGUGUUGUUUGGAAAGAUGUAAUUCACAUUUACGUGGACAUGAGCAGUAGUAUACGCAUGUGUAUAUGAAACCUUACAAUGAAUUAAGUGUUACUUUUACGUAGUAUCCUUUUCCAUUAUACGUUUAAUUGAUUUUAUGCAAGACUAUUUUAAAACAUAUAAGUAAUGCCGGAGCAAAGUAACGAUUAUCGCGUUGUAGUUUUCGGUGCAGGUGGCGUGGGUAAAAGUUCUCUGGUACUACGUUUUGUAAAAGGAACGUUUAGGGAGUCAUACAUACCGACAAUCGAGGACACAUAUAGACAAGUGAUAAGUAGUAACAAGACAAUAUGCACGCUGCAAAUAACGGAUACGACGGGGUCGCAUCAGUUUCCUGCGAUGCAAAGGUUAUCUAUCAGCAAGGGCCACGCGUUCAUAUUAGUCUACUCCGUGAGCAGUAGACAGUCUCUUGAGGAGCUUAAGCCAAUAUGGCAGACGAUAAAGGAGAUAAAGGGCGCCGAUCUGCCGAGUAUCCCCGUGAUGCUGGCAGCAAACAAGUGUGACGAAAGUCCAGAAAUCAGAGAAGUUUCUGCGAGUGAGGGGCAGGCUCAGGCACAGAUGUGGGGCGUCUCCUUUAUGGAAACAUCUGCUAAAACGAAUCAUAAUGUCACACAGCUUUUCCAGGAAUUACUGAACAUGGAAAAAAAUAGGAACGUUUCCCUUCAAGUAGAUGGCAAGGGAAAGAAAAAGAAAGACAAAGUAGUGAAAGACGGCGGCGAAGCUUCAGCGAGCGGAAGGGAAAAGUGCUGCGUCAUGUAGUGAUACAGCGGGUAACCCUUCACUUUGUUAUAAGUAGAUCUAUUACCUUGUACCUAAAAUUAUUCAGUCACAUUAAAUCUAGUCAUUAUUAAGUCAUAUCUCGAUGAUUUCGCACGACAUAGCAUAAUUAUUAUAACGCAUGA
Molecule: messenger RNA, 1053 nt
Organism: Cydia pomonella (codling moth)
Lineage: Eukaryota; Metazoa; Arthropoda; Insecta; Lepidoptera; Tortricidae
Product: GTP-binding protein Di-Ras2-like
Exons: 4
Coding region: 281-910 (209 amino acids)
Biological process (GO): signal transduction
Cellular component (GO): plasma membrane
Molecular function (GO): GDP binding; GTPase activity; GTP binding
Source: RefSeq, a predicted model, not a curated record